Messenger RNA from Plasmodium malariae, 1857 nucleotides. RefSeq names its product cdc2-related protein kinase 5, putative (gene CRK5). Gene Ontology annotation, biological process: protein phosphorylation. Lineage: Eukaryota; Apicomplexa; Aconoidasida; Haemosporida; Plasmodiidae. Gene Ontology annotation, molecular function: ATP binding; cyclin-dependent protein serine/threonine kinase activity. The record is from RefSeq and is a predicted model, not a curated record. The coding region runs from base 1 to 1857 and encodes 618 amino acids. Gene Ontology annotation, cellular component: cytoplasm; nucleus. The transcript has a single exon.
AUGUUCGGGAUAACGCUGACCAAAUGCAAAAUUUAUUUCAAUAAUAUAUACUCGACAGUGUCGUUGGAAGAAAAGCUGGGGAGGGGAACGUAUGGAGAUGUGUACAAAGGGAAGGUGAUAAAGUAUAGUAAUAAUAAUGAUUUGUAUGAGAACACAAACUAUUUGCCGUAUGACUAUUAUACAGACGAAUUUGUAUUUUUUCGAAAAAAUGUAUAUGCAAUAAAAUUUUUUAGAGAUGAUUUAAGAACAAUAAAUGAUGAAGGAAUAAGUUGUACAACAUUAAGAGAAUUGAUUUGUUUAAAAAAUAUAGGUCGUCAUCCAAAUAUAUUACGAUUAAUUGAUGUUACUAUAGAUAGACAGAAAUGUAUAAGUGAAUAUAUAAAUAGACAGAUAUUACAGCAUUAUACUUCUAAUUACCAUUUGCAAGCUAAAUUAGAUAUGACUCCAUUAUCUGCUCAUCAAAAAUAUAUAUUUGCUGCUUAUGAAUAUUGCGAUGGAGGAGAUUUAAAAAAAUUAAUUCAAAGGACAAAGAUUAGUGAAGACCAAGCGGGCUUAAAUUUAAAAGAAGCAAAAUGGCUAUCUUUUCAAUUACUAAACGGAUUAGCAUAUUUACAUAAUAAUAAAAUGUGCCAUCGAGAUUUAAAACCAGAAAAUGUAAUGUUACAACAAACAGCUAAUAAUAAAUAUUUACUAAAAAUUGGUGAUUUAGGUUUAUGUAGAGAAUUAAAAAAUGAUGGAGAUAUGACUCCAACUGUUUGUACAAUUUAUUAUAGACCUCUAGAAGUUUUGUUAUCCAAAUUUGAAAUAUCAAAAAAUAAAAAAAAUAAAAGAAAAAAAGAAAAAGAAGAGGACUAUUAUAAUAAUAAAGAUUUUCAAUAUGGAUUAAAUGUAGACAUAUGGUCAGCUGCUUGUAUUAUAUGCGAAUUAAUUAUUGGAAAACCAUUAUUUAGAGGAGUUACAGAAUUUGAUCUUAUAAUACGAAUUGUCAAUUCGUUAGGAAAACCUAAUAAUGAUGAAUUGGAAUUUUUUAGUGACUCCCGUUUUUAUCCUUUAAAAGCUGAUUUUUUUAAUGUUAAUAUUAAAAAUAAAAAAGAUGCAUUAAAUGUAAUUACAAAUGGUAGAAUUGAUGAAUUAGGUAUUGAUCUACUAGUCAAAAUGUUAAAAUAUAAUCCUAAUGAUAGAAUUACAGCUGCUGAUGCACUUUCCCAUCCAUGGUUUUCAGACAUACGUUUCGAUAAUUUAGAUGGAAUAGGGGUUUAUAACUGGUAUGUACAUUGUUUGAAAUAUUACAUAGGUAUUAAGACAUUUAGAGAAAUUGAACAAAAGAAAAAAAAGCUACUAACAACUACUAUGAUUUCCCAUUUUUUAUGUAAAUCAAAUGAUAAAUAUGCAAAAAUUAUUUUCAAGUUAAUUAAUGAUACCUUUAAAAAUUUGGGAGGAUAUAAAAAAAGUGGUAGGAGAUCCUUUGCCAUCUUUUCCGAUAGAUAUGCAAAUGAUGAAAUGAAUUCCAAUGGAUUCAUAAAAAGAGCUAGUAUAAAAGUUUUAAACGAUAUGAAGGAAAAAAAUGGAAUGGAUACAAAAGAAGACCUUUCUUCUUUCUAUGAAGAUUCGACACAUUACAUGACUCCUCCUACUGCUUCUGCCAAAAGAAGGAAAUAUAACAGAUCAAGUUAUCACGUUAUCAAUCCAGAUCACUCCUAUGAAUUCGCUAAAAAUAUGCGAAUCAAACGGAACCUAUCAAUACCUGACUUUUCCACUCCUGACAGGAAAAAGCAGCGGAAAAAAGACUUCAAGUCGUCCACCACGACCAACAAGAGCAUUGUACAGGACGUCCCCUCCUUCCAGGGCUUCACCUGA